Molecule: messenger RNA, 981 nt
Organism: Rhizophagus irregularis DAOM 181602=DAOM 197198
Lineage: Eukaryota; Fungi; Glomeromycota; Glomeromycetes; Glomerales; Glomeraceae
Biological process (GO): chromatin remodeling
Cellular component (GO): Ino80 complex
Source: RefSeq, a predicted model, not a curated record
AGGACACGACGACUUCCAAAGAAAACGACUACUAGAAGUGUAACAAGAGCCGCAAAAGAAAAAGCUGCUGCAGAAGCUGCUGCUCAAACAGAAGCUGCUUCAUUAACUUAUGAGAUAGAAACUGAAGUUACAUAUGAAGCAGAAAUAACGGAUGUUUCCUCACAAAUGGAACUUGAACAAGAAGGAGAAGAUGUUGAUAGUACAAAUACUUCAACACAAAUGGAAGUAGAAGAACCUGACAAUGAUAAUAAUUCUUUACAAAUGGAUCUUGAUACUUCCAUUACUUUUGAACAACCACCCUUAACAACACAAAAUAUGUCCAAUAUAGCUAUUGAUUCCGAAGCUUCAACUACUUUUACCCCUACUCCUUCUAAUACUUCUUCUUCAUCAGAAACAUUUUCACCUUUUGGAAGCAGUUUUCCUACUCCAACUAAUUUACACCUUGUAAGAAAACCUUUUAAGAACCCACAUUAUAAAACUCCAAAAAAAUUCAAAACCCUUAAACAAAUUUUAGCUGCUGAAAGAAACUUAAAUACUCCUUUAGAUGUACCAACUUAUUCGAAUAUAGAAGCACCACCUUCAAUUAGACCUCAAAAGAAAUAUUGCGACAUUACAGGAUUAGAGGCUAAAUAUACGGAUCCAAAAACGCGUCUUCGAUAUCAUUCUGCCGAAGUUUAUAAAGAAAUUAAACAAUUGGCACCCGGUGUUAUUCAAGAUUAUCUUGGAUUAAGACAUGCUGCAGUCGUAUUAAGAUAAUCAUUAUUUAAUUUAGAUUCAAAAGGACAAAUAAUUUAAUCUCUUUAAUAACUUCAAUAUUUGAGGACCUUUUUAUAUAGUAAAAUAAUAUAAUAUAAAUAUUUUUUGUUAUGGAAUAUAUAAAUAUUAAAAAGAAAAGUUGGUUGAUUAUAUAUUUUUCUAUAUAUUACAAUGCUUUUCUAUUACACUUUGUACAAAGUAUGAUAUAUAUAUAUAUAUAAAAUA